AUGCAAGUGCUCCACCAGCGGGAUGAUGGCACCGUGGCGGAUCUAGCAAGUCGAAACUCGUCGAAGUCGGCGGCAAUGCCACCAAUCCAAACCCUCAAACCUUUGUUCCACCACUCAUCACCCUCAACAUGCCAACUCGGCUCGCGCGGGUUGUUUUCGAUUGUCGUUCGCGACUACGACGAAGCCAUUGCAGUCCAAGCGAUGGAUAGUAGUAGCCCCACGAGACGGAACCUGCUCCAUUGUGCUGGCUCAACCGAGCAAAAAACACCGAGCCAAGAAGCGUGCAUUGGCAACCAAACAGGGGGGCGGGUGUGGCUCGUCCUCGAAACGUCAGACUUCUGGGGUGACUACGAAGCCAUGCAAGUAGCCGGAGUGCGCUUUAGUGAAGUGCCGCGCACAUAG
Molecule: messenger RNA, 402 nt
Organism: Aphanomyces astaci
Lineage: Eukaryota; Oomycota; Saprolegniomycetes; Saprolegniales; Verrucalvaceae
Exons: 3
Coding region: 1-402 (133 amino acids)
Source: RefSeq, a predicted model, not a curated record